AUGUCCCAGAAAGGCGGCAAGGGUGCCGCAGCCAAGGGCAAGAAGCCCGGUGGCAAGGCUGGAGCAGACGACAAGCGCGAAGAUGCCCUCCAGGCAGUUGUUCUCGCAGACUACUUCCAGGACAGAUUCGUCCCCUUCACACAUGAGAAGCCGAGAUGCCUCCUGCCACUGGCCAACACCCCCCUGAUUGAGUAUACACUCGAGUUCCUGGACAUGAACGGGGUGGAGGAUGUCAUCAUCUACACCGGAAACCACACCGACCAGAUCGAGAGCUACAUCAACGAACACCCCCGGUGGAGCCCCGCCAGCAAGAUGAACCCCUUCGCCUCCCUCGAGUUCAUACGGGUCUCGGAUGCCAGCUCCGUCGGCGACUUCCUCCGCGACCUCGACGGCCGAGGCCUGGUCUCGGGCGACUUCAUCCUGGUCCACGGCGACUGUGUUGCCAACAUCCAGCUGGAUGCCGCCCUCGCUGCGCACAAGGCCAGGCGCGAGGCGAACCGGGACAACAUCAUGACCGUCGUGCUCAGAGAUGGCGGCCUGAGCCCGCACCGCACCAAGCCCAAGCCCUUCACCCCCAUCUUUGCCAUCGAGUCCGGCACGAACCGGUGUCUGCAUUACGAGGAGAUGAACCCCUUGCAGAGCGACCAUUACGCCAUCCUGGACCCCGCAAUCUUCGAGCACGACGCAUUUGAGAUCAGGACCGACCUGAUCGACCCCGGCAUCGAUAUCUGCACGCCGGACGUGCUCGCCUUGUGGUCAGAGAGCUUUGACUACGAGCUGCCCCGGAAGAACUUCCUGCACGGUGUCCUGAAGGACUGGGAGCUCAAUGGCAAACAGAUAUUUGCACACGUCGUGGACGAGGGCUACGCCGCAAGGGCCAACAGCCUACAGAUGUACGACUCCAUCACGCGGGAUGUUCUUGGCGGCUGGACAUUCCCCUUUGUGCCAGACUCAAACCUGGUGUCGGGCCACUCAUAUGUCAGGACCGCAGGAGGCGUAUGCCGGGAGAAGGGGGUCAAGCUCGAGUCGGACACAUUCGCCUCGAAGUCGGUGUUUGGCAGCAGGGUCACUGUGUCCAGUGGCAGCAAGGUGACCAACAGCGUCAUCGGGAGGCGGUGCUUCAUCGGCAAGAAUGUCACCAUCGAGGACAGCUACAUAUGGGACGAUGCAACCAUCGAGGACGGCACGACUGUGACGCGUUCAAUGAUCGGCGAAUCGGUCACUGUGGGCAAAAAUUGCAGCAUCGGCGCAGGUUCGAUAAUAUCGAACGGCGUCAUCAUCGGUGAUGACAUCUCGGUUGCACCAUCAACAGUCUUGUCGGUCCUCACACAUGAGAAGAAGCCCGUAAAGAACGACACCAAGCUGCUCGGGCCAAAGGGCAAGGGCGCGGUCUACGUGUACGAGGACGAGGACGAGGACGAGGACGACAGCGACCCGUCGGACCCGUCACAGCUCCAACGACCCCUCAUCUACUCGACCGAAAAGUUCAACAUCUCCACGUCAUCCGUCUCCACGCUCUCCUCAGAAAUCGAUUCAGACUCGGAAGACGACGAGCCGGCCGCCGCCGCAGACCCAAUCCAACGGCAACGCCUCUCCUCCUUUGCCUCUGACGACUCGGGGUCCGGCCAGAGCAAGGCAGCCUUCCACAAGGAGGCUGUCAACGGGCUCCUCGACGCUCUCCGGGGCGAAGAGAACGACUUCGACGGCGCAAAACUCGAGUUUAUGGGCCUGCGUCUCAGCCAGGACGCGUCCGAUACAUCGGUACGGCGGGCGGUGGCCUCGGCGUUCGUGCGGCGGGCCGCGGAGCUCCUGAAGCCCGGCCACGGCGGGCCCCUGGAGCCCUCCAAGGCGGCGGAGCAGGCCGUCGCCUCUAAGACGGGCACGGCCAAGUUCCUGCGCGAGGUGGGCGUCGGCAGCGGCAGCGUGGACGAGCAGGUCGAGUUCGUCCUGGCGCUCCAGAAGGCGCUCGUGGGUCACGGCGAGCUCGAGACCCUGCGCGCGGGCACCCUGCUCGCCGCGAUGCUCCAGCAGAUGUACAACGAGGACGUCGUCGAGGAGGACGGCAUCCUGGCCUGGUGGGCCGACAGCCGUGCUGCCGAGGGCGAGAGCAUGGGUGUUGUACGAGGCAGGUGCAAGGUGCUUGUUGACUGGCUGGAGGAGGCGGACAGCGACGACGACGAUGAUGAUGAUGACGACGAGGACGAGGACAGCGACUAG
Messenger RNA from Diaporthe batatas, 2217 nucleotides. Its product is annotated as translation initiation factor eIF2B catalytic subunit epsilon. The coding region runs from base 1 to 2217 and encodes 738 amino acids. Gene Ontology annotation, biological process: biosynthetic process. Gene Ontology annotation, molecular function: translation initiation factor binding; translation initiation factor activity; guanyl-nucleotide exchange factor activity. The record is from RefSeq and is a predicted model, not a curated record. The transcript has 3 exons. Gene Ontology annotation, cellular component: eukaryotic translation initiation factor 2B complex. NCBI's taxonomy places the organism in Eukaryota, Fungi, Ascomycota, Sordariomycetes, Diaporthales, Diaporthaceae.